Messenger RNA from Malassezia restricta, 1566 nucleotides. RefSeq names its product DnaJ subfamily C member 3. Gene Ontology annotation, cellular component: endoplasmic reticulum. Gene Ontology annotation, biological process: protein folding in endoplasmic reticulum. The record is from RefSeq and is a predicted model, not a curated record. The transcript has a single exon. Gene Ontology annotation, molecular function: protein-folding chaperone binding; misfolded protein binding. Lineage: Eukaryota; Fungi; Basidiomycota; Malasseziomycetes; Malasseziales; Malasseziaceae. Bases 1 to 1566 code for a protein of 521 amino acids.
AUGAUGUCUUUAUGGCAGUUUACUGCGCUAGCCUUCUUGGCACUGCUCCUAGUGAAGGCAGAAGAGAUUUCUGCUUCAGACUGGCUAAAACGCGCAAACGCUGCUCUUACUUCCUACGAUUAUGCAGGUGCGCUAGAGGCCUUUGAUCAUGCUGUGGAGCUCGAUCCCCAGUCGUACCUCACGUAUUUUCGUCGUUCUACGGCACAUCAGGCGCUUGGACGUACAAAAUCGGCACUUCAGGAUCUCGAGACGACCGUGAAGUAUAACCCUACCUUUGGCAAAGCAUACCUCCAGCGGGCUCGCAUCGAGCUUCGUGAGGGCGAUUUUGACCUUGCUCAAAAAACUCUAAAAAAUAUGGAAAAGCAUAAAGCCAAAAGCUUAGAAAAGGACAAAGACCAGGCGAAUGACCUCUAUGAAGAUAUAAAGCGCGCUGAUUCUUUGCAAAAGCGGCUAGAAAUCGCACACAGCAGGUCUGCGGAUGAAUGUGUAAAACUUGCAGACGAAUUGCUUAAGCUGGCACCUAACUCCAUCACAGCACGGAAACAACGUGCGGAAUGCUCAUUAGCUCGCGGAAACCUAGACAUGGCCACCACGGAUUGGGCACGUCUCGCCAGAAUGUCACCAUCGCCUGAACUACAGCUGCGAUUGUCAUUAAUCAGCUACUAUAUCCUUGGCACACGCGACUCUCAGAUGCAAGAUGCUGGUCUUGCUCAUCUGAAAGCCUGUCUGCAUGACGAUCCCGAAAACAAGCAAUGCAUCCGUGCGCACAAGCAGCUUCGCAAGAUUGAUAAGGCGCUGAACAAAGCUCGUGGCUUCUCUGAUGACAGCAAAUGGACGGCCGUCAUCAGCGCUUUGAAAGGUGCCAAGGUAGGCGGACCUACCGUUUAUGAGGAAGUGGAAAAAGUCUUGCAGGAUGCUUCAUCUUCGGGCAUACUUCCCGAGGCCAUUUCGAACCCCACUGCAAGAAGCGAGCUCUUGCAUGAGAUUUCCGGUUUGUACUGUAAAUCGUACAUCGAGCAAGACCUCAUUCGAAAAGCCAUGCCAUGGUGCGAAAAACUUGAGAAAGUGGACCCGUCGAACGAAUACGUUUUAAUGGCCAAGGGUGAACAACAAAUGAAUGACCAAAACUACGAAGAGGCUGUGCGUCUCUUUUCUCAAGCUGCCGAGCACUCUGAGAAUCACAGUGUACGUCAGCGCCUAGUCAAGGCACAAAAGCUACUUAAGCAGUCCAAGACAAAGGACUACUACAAGGUGUUAGGUGUCUCUCGUGACGCUGAUGAACGCACCAUCAAGAAGGCCUACAGACGAUUGGCUCGAGAACACCACCCUGACAAAGGUGGCGAUCAAGAAAAGAUGACCCAAAUAAAUGAAGCAUUUGGUGUUCUAGGCAAUGCCGAACUACGCGAGCGCUACGAUAAUGGCGAUGAUCCAAAUGACCCUACUGGUGGCCAGCAUGCCAGCUACGAGGAUAUGUUCGCUCAUGGCGCCCAUCCAUUCGCCCAAUUCUUCCAACAGGCACACUUUCAGUAUGGCGGAGGCGCGCAUGAUUUCCAUUUUGACUUUUAG